This is a messenger RNA of Lacerta agilis (Sand lizard), 2700 nucleotides long. RefSeq names its product transmembrane protein 200C (gene TMEM200C). The transcript is spliced from 2 exons. The record is from RefSeq and is a predicted model, not a curated record. Bases 330 to 2021 code for a protein of 563 amino acids. NCBI's taxonomy places the organism in Eukaryota, Metazoa, Chordata, Lepidosauria, Squamata, Lacertidae.
GGUGCCCGCGCAGGUGACCCCCUUACAGGCUGAAAGCACCUUGGAUGGAUUUGCUUCAGGAGUGAGUUUUAAAUCUGGAAAGUUGAAAGGGUGGGCUGCUCUUAUUCGCUGACUCUCCUGUGCAAGCUUCUUUUUCACUGCCAGCUUUUUAGCCCUCCGAUCCGCAGCCAGGCUGGCUGCCCCUCAUGCAGAGAUUGUCAACAUCGUCGCUCGAAAACUCUCUCUUCCCCCCCCGUAGGGACUGGCAACUUUGCUAAUGACACGAUGUAGGACAACAAAGCCCCAGGAGCCGGAGUAUCUGUAGGGAACAGUGCCCAGGGUAGCCAGCCAUGAUCGCCACUGGAGGCCUCUUGAGGAUCUCAGCCAGAAAACAGGAUCCCCUGCGGCCUCAGAGCCAAGUCCCAAAGCGCAAGCGCAAAGCCAAAAAGAAACGCAAGAACGACGUGGUGGUGGUGAAGGGCAAGCUCAAGCUGUGCUCCUUCUCUGGCCUCAUUGCUCUUUGUGGCAUCCUGGUGCUUCUCGUGGGAAUUGCCUUGGCGGUAGUAGGUUACUGGCCCAAGCCUCUUUACCGGGCAGGGAGCACUGGGGACAGCCAGUUUUUGCCAGCACACAGGACUGCCGCCAAAAGCCGCUCCAGGAACCAGACGGAAGAUCCGGGAGAAUCACACCCAGAAGGCUUGGGAGCCAACGCCUCCGUUGCGAGCAGCAAGAAGGGUGUUGCUCCUUCUCCACCUGCCCCCUCGUCCCCCUCCACUUCCACAAGCUUCCUCUUCCAGCUUUUCUCGCGGUAUUUGCAUUCGGACAAGCUCAAGGUGCUCGGGCCUCUCAUCAUGGGCAUUGGAAUCUUCCUCUUUAUCUGUGCCAAUGCAGUGCUCCACGAGAACCGGGACAAAAAGACAAAGAUCAUCAACUUGAGGGACCUGUACUCCACUGUCAUCGAUGCACAUAGCCUUCGGACCAAGGAUGGGGCACCCUCAGCUCCUGUUGCCCCAGUUCCUAUCAAUGGCUUCAUCAACUACGUGCAACCUCAAGGGCUGGAGCUGAAACCCGGCAGUGGCCCUGUGGAAGCCCUGGGGGCUGCUGGUGUGCUAGCCAAGAGCAGCUGGCACCCACCCGUGGGUGCCCCUCUGUCUCCUCCAGACUUGGUUUCCUCGCCACGCUCCUCCUCUUUCUCUUCUAGGCAGCUGCAGCCGCCCAGCUUGGCUGAGGCAGUGUACAGCAUCUAUCGGGAGAGAGCUGCCUUGGCCAGAACUGCUCAUAGCCCACCUUGUAGCCCCCCAGAUGGCUGGGACCAGCAUAGCACAGCCAGUUCCAUUGUCGGUUCCUCGCUCAGCACUUUCACUUUGCUGCCUCUGGCUCAGGGGGAGGCGGCAGAGCGAGAGCGUGGCGGCUGGCGGAGGCCGCUGGGAGAGCGAGGGGCUAGGGAGAUUCCACGGGGAGAUGUGGAGCUCAGCCUGAAAGAUCUCAGGAGCAGCUACAUAGACACAGGGCAAGGGUAUACAAUGCUGCCCAGGGCAGGCAAGCGUAAAUUGGUCCUUAGACGCCAGAGCACAAGCUGCCUCCCUGAUGCCAGGAGAUCCUUCUCCCCAGAACCCUCUCAGACUCUGGACAGUAGCACAGACCUUGAGUCCAGUCUUUUAGUAAAAGCUUCAUCUUCCAGCUACUCCAAAUCCCUAGAUAUGGGGGACUCUCCCCCUACGACACCACCUGUGGACAGGAGAGAUUCUCAGAGCUCUCAGUGCGAUCAACACAGAAGCAAUAAGGGCUACACCCCAUUGGAGGAAACAGGCACCUCCUUGGAAUCUGUUGCCAACACCCCAGCCCAUAAAACCCAGGACUGUGAAGUGAUCCCCAGUGGGGAAGCUGGCCCCUCCGAGGAUCCCAGCAAAGAACAAAUGGAGCAGCGGCCUUUGAAAGUGCAAAGACAGUACACAAAUAAAGAGAAACUUUUCAUGAUCUCCAGAUCAAAUGCCAUGGCCGGGCUGGAGGAAGGAGACCAGGAGAGCAGAGGCAUGAUUUAAAUCGGAGCGAAAUAAAAUGGAGGCAAGCACCAGAACAAUUUGUGAUCCUUCUGCCCCCUUGUGGAUCUGGGAACUGGUCAACAUCCAAAGAGCUUGAGGAAUGUUAUUGUUGAAUGGCAUUAAUAAAUUCCUGUAGAUGCAUUCAGGAAAGAAAGGAAGAAAAACACCACCACCCAUCUAACAGGAGUUUGUUCUGUUCAAUUGUGCAACUGUAUUCCAUGCAAGCCAAAUUGUAUUGCACUUUGACAGCUGAGUAAAUUCUUUGGAUCAAAGGAAUAGAACAUUACAAUAAUUGUGCACUUUACUGAUUUUUUUUAAAUUCCAGUUGCCCCCUUUCAUUCUCUCUCCAUCUCUCUUGGCUUUUGCCAUGGCACUUAACUGCACACUCUUGUCCUAGCUUCAGAUACAGGUGACUUUCAACAGUCUCUUUUCCUUCCUUUUAAUGUUUGGUUAGAACGACGAAGUACUGUGGCAAAGGUGGGAGGUGGGAAACAGCUUUAAUUUUUUGUAAAAGUGUCGGCUGAGGAAAGAUCGGAGAUGCCCUAUGGCCAGCAAGCUGCAAUUCUACAUUCCUAAAUUCAAGUAAUAUUACUUUAUUAAGUAUUAUUGCACAUGUUUGAAUCAAUAGCAUUAAUAAGCAUUUUUAAUUUAAAUAAAAUAUAUUUACAAUGAGAAAGUA